AUGAGUGAGACCGGAACUGGAGACGACGGCACAGCGAAGAAUUUAGCCGGAAAUCCAACCGAAGAAGCCAAGCAGUCUGCUGUUGAUGCAGCAGCAGCAGUAGCAGCAGAAUCGACGAUCACCAACGAAACCGGCGGCACUGGGACUGCCGAUAGUAGUCCCAAAUCAGGACGGUCUUCAAGUGGUGGCACUGGCCAGGACACUUCCAUGUCUCGUGAGGGCAGUCACAGCCCUCGAGAGCAGCAUUCAGAGCGUUCUGAUGGCUCUCCAACGAGAGACGGCGCUUCGGGUAAAGCCGAAUCGAUCAAGAGCAAAGUGUCCGAAAGAGAAGCGACUGCAAAGGAAUCCGCCUCAAAACAUCGCGACGAGUCGACAGAAUCCUUGACGAGAAGACGAUCGCCUGAAAAAGGACAAGAAGCCAGGAAGGAAGAUUUAGGAAGUAGUGAGCGUCGUCGUGAAAAGAGGAGUAGCCAGGAACGAGAUGACGAGCGAGAGAGGGAGAAUUCGCAAGAGGGUGGAAGAGGACGAGAGAAGCGAAGACAUGCUAGUGAUGCAGCAGAUCGGGGAACGCAGAAAGAUGACGACGAGAAACGUGAGAAAAGAAGAGAGAAACGACGACGAGACAAACGUGAAAAGAGUUCGAGUAAAGAGAGAAGCCGACAUCACAGACAUGGCAAGAGUACAAGACCAGAGAAUGAGAGUGACAAUGAGCGACAGCGUAAACGUCGGAGAAGUAGAGAAGCGGAAGAAAGACAACGUAGACGUGAGGCAUAUAAUGAUGAUGAUGGCGGCGGUGACGAUGAUAGAAGAAAGAGAAAGAGUUCUACGAGUCCGCGAAGACGAGGAGAAAUUGCUCGUGAUCGACGAGGAGGCUCCAGAGAUGCAAACAGUCGAGAAGAGACGAGAACGAGGGCGUCUGAGAAUCGUCGGACAGACGACACGGAAUCAGCGCCGACGAGGAAGGAGCCAAUGGACAUGUUAAAGACACGUACAGGUGGGGCGUAUAUUCCACCGGCGAAAUUGAAGAUGCUUCAAGAGCAGAUUGCCGAUAAGAACAGUGAGCAAUAUCAACGCAUCAACUGGGAGAGACUCAAGAAGAAGAUACACGGACAGGUGAACAAAGCGAAUACGAGUAAUCUGGUGAAUUGUGUUCGAGAUUUGCUGCAGGAAAACAUUAUUCGUGGGAAGUGA
Messenger RNA from Anisakis simplex (herring worm), 1191 nucleotides. The record is from the annotation of a GenBank genome assembly. Lineage: Eukaryota; Metazoa; Nematoda; Chromadorea; Rhabditida; Anisakidae.